This is a messenger RNA of Micropterus dolomieu (smallmouth bass), 2892 nucleotides long. RefSeq names its product axoneme-associated protein mst101(2)-like. The record is from RefSeq and is a predicted model, not a curated record. Gene Ontology annotation, molecular function: protein binding. The transcript is spliced from 9 exons. Bases 166 to 2280 code for a protein of 704 amino acids. NCBI's taxonomy places the organism in Eukaryota, Metazoa, Chordata, Actinopteri, Centrarchiformes, Centrarchidae.
CAGCGUUAACCGGAACCAGAUCGCGAGUUCAGAGUUCAACGUGCCAACGUGCGUGUUUUAGUGGAAUAGCGGUGACUCUGUGAAGCAUGUGCCCAGUUUUAUUAUGAAAAUACUUAUAGUCGUUACUUUUACGUGUUUAUUUGUCGGCGUCUUCGUGUGUCCAUCAUGUCUUUGGACGCAUCAAAGCACGAGCUGAUCCAGUUAAUCCACCGCCAUUUGAAGGAGCAUGGUUUCCACUCCGCUGCAGAUGAGCUACAGAGGCACAUCCCACAGAGGGAGACAAAAACACGGGCAGCAUUAUUGGACAUCUACAGUUCAUGGUUAAAUGACUCAAAAAAGAAAAGGCAGCCGGACUCAGCCAAGCUGUCCAAUUUUAAAGGAAGGACUCCAGCUAAGGCUACAAAAAUCCAAACUCCAAACGCCUCCAAUCAGAUUCAAGCUGAUGGCAACGACAGGAGCUCAGAUAGCGAGGAUCUGAGUCAGAGUCUGCUGCCACAGGCAUCAAUAUCAAAAUGGACACCGGUAAAACAACAGAAAUCAACACCAAGAGCCAAGAGCGUAAAGAAAGAUAAACCUGCAAAAAAAGCAGAGACACAAAAAAAGAAGUCUGUGCCAGAGAAAAGGAAAAAAGGUGAAGGUAAAUCUGCAGAAAAGGUCCUCAAGGUGAAGAAACCAAAGGCCCGAACAAAAGCCAAGGUUGUUGCUGCUGGAGGAGAUGAUUCAGACUCUGACAGCAGUCUGGAUGUGGAGAAAUGGAAGAAACUGGUCCUGCAGAUGACAGAGGCUGACGUAGUCAAGAUGGACACCAUUGAUGCUCUGGACUCGUCUGCGCCACAGCCCAAGAAAAAGAGAGUGAGAAAACCCCGGGCUAAGCCUCCCGCAAAAACCUGCACUCCCGUUAAAAAGAAUAACGGGACGGUUGAAAAGAAUGUAAAGGUGGAAGAGAAGGCCAUGAUGGAAACACCAGCCAAGAAUAAUAAACCCAAGAGAAGCAGUCCCGAAAAGACGGCACCUGUGACAUCCUCUGCAACCCCAAGCCAAGAGCUAAACAUCAGCUCUGUAGAGGACAGACCAGCUAAAUCCACUCUGUCCCCGUCAAAACAGACGCCAAAGAAAGAGAAAAGGAAAGUUGCAACUCCCAGUGAAGAAAAAACUGAUGAGACAUCUGAGCCCAAGAAGAAGAAGAAGAAGAAGACUGAAGACAAGGCGGAAGAGAAUACAAAUGAGACUGGUGAAGAACACAGUAAGAAGAAGAAUAAAGGCACAGAGCAAGAGUUUGGUGACAAACCUGCAGAGGAGAAAGUGGCAAAAGGAACAAAGGGAGAUAGCAAAAAGAAUGAGAUUGAAGAAAUGAUGGAGAAGAACAAUAUUGGGAAUGUCGACAAUGAAGAAAUUUCAGAGUCAAUAGUGCAUGAAAAGAAAGCCAAGAAGAAGAAAAAGGAGAAAACUGAACAUGAGGAAAAUUCAGAACAGGUAGCUGAGGAAAAGACAGCAGAUAGUAAGGACAAUUCAGUGCAGAUAACUGAAGAAAAGAAAGCCAAGAAGAAGAAAAAGACAGCUGAUAGUGAGGAAAAAUCUGAACAAAAAGUUGAAGACAAAGAAAAUUCAGAGCAGAUGGCUGAAGAAAAGAAAGCAAAGAAGAAGAAAAAGACUUUUGAUAGUGAGGAGAAUUCAGAGGAGAUAGCUGAAGAGAAGAAAGCAAAGAAGAAAAAGACAGCUGUUAGAGAGGACACAUCUGAGCAAAAGGCUGAAGAAGACAAAGAAAGUUCAGAGCAGAUAGCUGAAAAAACAGAGAAGAAAAAGGAGACGGCUAAUAGCGACGAAAAUUCAGAGCAGAUAAUUAAAGUUAAAAAAGCUAAGAAGAAAAGGGAGAAUCCUGAUGAAGAAAUAUCAGUGCAGCUAGAUGAAGAAAAGAAAAAGAAAAAGAAAAAAAAGGACAGGGCUGAUCAUAAUGAGGAGCAGGUAGCUGAAGAGAAGACGACGACGGAGAAAUCAGAGAGCAGUGACAGAGAGGAAAAGCCAGAUCAGGUUACUGUGAAGAAAAAGAAAAAGGACUCAUCACUGAACAAGGAUUCAGUUGACACAGAGCCGCUACCUCCACUCAACCCAUCAACUCCAACAACAGAGAAGAAGAAAAAGAAGAGCAAGUUGAAAUCAGCUGAAGUCCCAGAAACCCCUGCAGUUUCUGUCCAAGACGACGCAGCAACACAAACCCUCCAAACACCCUCAAGUGACACCCACAAAAAGAAAAAGAAGUCCUCCAAGAGCGCCGAGUCGUGAAGAUGUUUGAUUCUUCAUCCCCGCAGAGCCAACGAUGAAGGCAGCACAUCCUUUUCAUCCGCUUUAUAAUCAGAUUUAUAUGUUUACAAUGAUCACUUUAAACUUUAAAGAGAAAAUUACUUUUUUAUUUUGGUACAUUUUUUAUCUUUUUCAUUUGUUUUAUGUGUGACAUAUAGGCGUCUGUUAUUUUCCUUUCGCUUUGUGUUUUAUAUGAUAUUGCCAUUUUAAUGGCACGAAUGUGUAGUGAAAGUGUUUCAUGGAUGAUCCCUCUCAUGAUAUUUCUUUUCAAAGUCAGACAUUUCUCUUUGAAACACUAUAUCUUUCAGUCUCAGGGAUCUUCCCCAUGAUAGUCCUAAAUCUUAAUUCAUCAUCAACAAUAUACGCCUUCUGACUCAGCUCUUGGGGAGAAAAAAAGAAUCGAACAUCUUUUGAGCAGUUUUAUAUUUAUUCAGAAAUAUAUGGAAAUCGGUGAUAACAGCCUUUUGGUAUUUGGUUAAAUAUCUGUGAAAAACAUGUUUUUUAAACAAAAGUUUUAAAUGUUUGAUAAAACUUUCACAUAUGCAUUGUACAUUAUGCUUUUAAUACAAAUAAAACUCCAUAGUUUUUUGUAAA